GAAGAGGCCAGUCGAGAUGUAUGGAUGGUCCAGUUACCUGGUGGGAUACGUGACUUUCCUCCUCUCCUCCUGUGAAACAAGUGGAGGUAAACAUGAUUCAUGUGUCUUUCCCUUCACCUACAAGGGUUCUACUUACUUCUCUUGCACCAGAGCCAACAGCUUCUCCCCUUGGUGUGCAACCAGGACUGUUUAUGAUGGAAAGUGGAAAUACUGCAUGGUUGAAGAUUACCCACGAUGCAUCUUCCCCUUUAUCUAUCGAGGAAGAUCCUAUCAAAAGUGCAUCACAGAAGGCAGCAUCUUUGGAAGGCUGUGGUGCUCAGUCACCUCCAGCUUUGAUGAGAAGCAGCAGUGGAAGUACUGUGAGACAAAUGACUACGGGGGAAAUUCUUUCAGCAAGCCCUGCAUCUUCCCUUCCAUCUACAGAAAUAAUGUGAUCUCUGAGUGCAUUGAGGACGAAAGCAACAAGCUCUGGUGCCCAACCACGGAGAAUAUGGAUAAUGACAGAAAGUGGAGUCUCUGUGCCGACACCAGAGUUUCCUCACUGGUUCCUGGCUUUCCCUGCCACUUCCCAUUCAACUAUAAAAACAAGAAUUAUUUUAACUGCACCAGAAAAGGAUCAGAGGAGAACCUUUUGUGGUGUGCAACCUCUUACAACUAUGACCAGGACCACACCUGGGUGUACUGUUGA
Messenger RNA from Camelus dromedarius (Arabian camel), 688 nucleotides. It is a transcript of the gene ELSPBP1, whose product is annotated as epididymal sperm binding protein 1. Gene Ontology annotation, cellular component: cell surface. Gene Ontology annotation, molecular function: heparin binding. Lineage: Eukaryota; Metazoa; Chordata; Mammalia; Artiodactyla; Camelidae. Gene Ontology annotation, biological process: sperm capacitation. The record is from RefSeq and is a predicted model, not a curated record. The transcript has 6 exons. Bases 17 to 688 code for a protein of 223 amino acids.